AUGGCCUUCAUGGCGAGAGCUCUGUCGCUCGCGGGCCUGUUGACCACCGUCAAAGCCGUGGAGUACCAAGAGGUCACGUCAGUAGAUGGAGUCAAUCCUACAUGCGCGGAGAUGGCUACAGCCGGCGAGUGGCGAAAUCCGACGGAGGCCCAGUGCCAGCAUUAUGCCGAGGUGGAGGUUCCGGGUGGCUCGUUUGGAGGAACAGCUCCAAACGGUGCACCAUGCGGGUGCAGCACCCUUGACCCCAGUGGCAGCAACAAUCCUUUCUACUAUGCGCCAUGUGAAGAGGGAGCACCGACGACAAGCGUCGAAUUUCACAACAUCUGCGUCAAGACCGUCCUUUGCAAGUCCACGACCUGCUCCGAGAGGUUCCUGUAUUGGUGCCAGCAGACCACUGUGGGCUUCGGCUCCAACGACAACGAGGGGCCCGCGAGCUCUCCGACGGACAUCCUCGUUGCCGAGUGCGAACAAUGCAGAGGCGCCGCCAACACGGACACUUGCCCAACGAAGGCGGUUCGCUUGUACGAUGCCGCUCCGGAGGCGGAGCCGACCUCGGAGCUCGACAAGAACUCCGUUGCGGUGUCAGUGCCGCUCGGAUUGGUGUUCGCUCUCGCCGCUAUGGGUGGGGUCAUCGGCGUCUCCCGACGCCGCGCGUCCAACCAGCCAGUGCUCGUGGAGGACGAGCAAGAUCUGCUGCGCGAGUGA
This is a messenger RNA of Prorocentrum cordatum, 705 nucleotides long. NCBI's taxonomy places the organism in Eukaryota, Dinophyceae, Prorocentrales, Prorocentraceae. The record is from the annotation of a GenBank genome assembly.